GGUGGGAAAAUAUGUUAAAAAUAUUUUCAAUAAAUCUGAAUAUCACCGAAAAUAAACAUACUGUAUUUUCAAAACAAUCAUGGCGGACGUUUCUUGAGUUGAACCACAACUUCAAUGGCUUUUCGAAGCCGUUUUCGUUCUCUUCUUGGUCUAGAGCAAACGCGAAAAGAGCUAGAUAAUAGUGGAGGUUUGGAUGAAAGCAGUGUUGGAGCUGCGGUAUUCAAGGAAGGAGAAAGAGAAUUUGAAAAUGACCCAUUAAGUAAUGAUGAGGUAAUUUCAACCAUAGAGGAAAUCUAUUUUGAUGAUGUUGAUUCAUUUGACCCAAGUGACUAUGAGCUGAAGAAACUACCAGAUGUGUUAAACAAAGAAGAGCUGGAUGAAUACAGAAAUGUGUUACGAAGACAAGCCCAAGCUGUUUCUAAGAAACUUUAUAUGAAAGUUUUGGAUAAUCAGAAAGCCUACAUGCAGGAAUUACAAAGAGUUAUUGACAUUCAAGCUACUCUUGAACUUGCAAAAACAAUAUGUGAUAGUGGACGAAGCCACCUUGAACAUUCACGAAGAGAGACGUCUUUGGGUGGUCUUACUGUCCUGGCAAAAAACAGGAAGAAACAACAUUUGGUCAAUGUUCUUCAGUCUUUAGGAACAAUCAAAACACUUCAACAAACUGAUGUAAGACUGAGAGAAAUGCUACAGGAAGAAGAUUACCCUGGCGCUAUAAAUUUGUGUUUGGAAUGUGAAAAGGCCGCUCGUGCUUUUAAACAUUAUAAAUGUAUAAGUGAAUUAAGUGCAAACCUCCAGGAUAUACUUUUACAAAUCGAGGGCGAGUUGGAUAGUGCCCUGGCUAAAACGUGUAAUAAUUUUAACGCCUUGCAUUAUGAGAAAUUACAAACCGCUUAUAGAUAUCUUGGUAAAAUACAGUUGGCAAUGGAUCAACUUCAUCUUCACUUCAUGAAUUCCAUCAACAGUGAAGCAUUUCUUGUUUUGCUGAAACAUGUUGAGGAAAAUUGUCCAGAAGACUUAAAUGAAGGUGGAAUUCAGACGAUCCCUUUUCAAGAACUCUGCCAGAAAGUUGGUGUGGAAGAUUUUACUCCAUGUUUGGUUGAUUUGUGCAAAACUUUGUGGAAAGUGAUGUCUAAUUACCAUGAGGUAAUGCAGUGGCAUAAAGAGCAUGAUGAUUUCAUGCAAACGCAAGGUGAUGAAACGGACGGUGAAGCGUCUUAUAAUAGACAAUAUGUCACCCAGAAGUUGAAGCACGGAUUACAUAGAAUUUGGAAGGAAGUUCAAGAAAGAGCGAAAUGCUACUUGCUAGGAACGGACUUAUCGUAUUUUAAAUACGACGAUUUUAUUCAUGUGUUAGAUUUAGUUAAUAGAUUGAUUGCAAUUGGGGAGGAAUUCUGUGGGAGUAAAUCAGAAGAGCUUCACGAUUCUAUUCGAACCCAAACAGUGAAUUAUUUUAAGAAUUAUCACAGAUCACGGUUAGAGGAGCUUCGGAUGUUUCUGGAGAAUGAAGUCUGGGAAUUGUGUCCAGUAAAGGCUAAUUUUUCCUUGGCCAAUCUCCAGGAGUUCAAGUUUCUAAGGAAAAUAUACCCGAGCAAAGGUCAUAGAAGGACAGAUUCUGGAAACAUAAAAUCUGAAAUGAGUUUCUUUUCUCGAUACCGCCCUGGUUCGACGCCAUUUGAUGACCAGAGAGCCGAAGACGAGUAUGAAGAUUUAUUGUCAACUUUAACCACAGGUGUAGAUUGCGAUGUGAAUGAAAAUCACGACGAUGAUGAUGAUGAUGAAUACGACGAUGAUGAUGAGGAUGUUCCAGAUGAGUUGAAGUUAGACUAUGUCGACGAGAAAACUGGGGAACCGUCACCAAGACCAAACUCGCACUCAAAACUUGGGAAAAAACUGAGUAAAAACCAUGGACCAAUUGUUACAAACACCACUUUAAAUGUUUUAAGAUUGUUCGGGAAAUACAUGCAAAUGAUGAACGUAUUAAAACCCAUCGCAUUUGAUGUUGUUAUCUGUGUCUCACAGCUGUUUGAUUAUUAUUUGUUUGCUGUUCAAAGGUUUUUCUGUCCUAAUGUUAUGGACGAAUCAAAGAAUCCGGAUCUUAGCACAAAAUUGUUUACUUCUCUUAAACGCAUCAAGGAAAACCUAAUUAUGGAACACUAUUCACCGUCUGAUACAACAGGUGGCGAUGAUAUGCGGGUUCCAUCUCCGUGUCUUUCUCCUUUAACACAAUUGGAAAAUGCGGAAGGAUUGUUUGGACUUUCUGAAAGAAUUAUAGCGACCGAAUCAUUAGUAUUUUUAGCGAAACAAUUCGAAUCAUUGCAACCUCAUUUAGAAUCUCUUAUUCCGAUGGCUAAGAGAGCAUUUCUCUCUCAGUUUUAUUCUCAGACUGUUUCUACCGCGCAUGAAUUGAGAAGACCAAUAUACCAAGCAGUCGCUGGAAGGGUUGUCGACUUUAACAUGAUCAUUCAUUUAAUGUCAAAUGUGAAAUGGGACAUCAAAGAAAUCAUGUCUGAACACAACACAUACGUGGAUAUGUUACUAAGGGAAUUGCAAUUGUUUAGCAUGAGGAUCUCGCAAAUUGGAAGAUCAAUCCCGAUCCCAAAUGAAGUGUUGACAAUUUUGUGGGAUCAUUGUACGCGUCGCGUUAACCGAUCUUUAGUUGAGGGAUUUUCCUGUGCGAAGAAAUGCAGCAACGAAGGACGAGCGCUAAUGCAACUGGAUUUUCAACAGUUUCUCAUAAAACUGGAUAAACUUACUUCAUUGAGGCCUAUUCCAGAGAAAGAAUUUGUCGAAGCAUACGUCAAAGCUUACUAUUUGACAGAACCGGAUAUGGAAAGAUGGAUUCGGGAACAUAAGGAGUACUCAACGAAACAACUCACUAGUCUUGUCAACUGUGGUACAGGUUCCCACUUUAGUAAGAAAGCCAAGCAACGGUUAUUGAUUGUAGUUGAGGAGACUGAAAGAUUUAGAACACGCUGAUAUCAAUCAAUGAUUCCCGGCGCGUGGUCACCCCCCUUGGCUUUCACCACGAGGGAAAUUGCUCUUGAAAAUAAAUUAGGAAUUUUUAAAUUUUAUCAAUUAGCGUUUUUUUGUAAUUUGCCAGUUUAAAUUUUGUCGAAAAUUGUGAUCCUGUAUUUAGGUUAGUUUCCCUCAAAAUAUCAUAGACAAUUACGAGGAGUAAAUCGCGGAAAGCCAUUUUCCUCCACGCAAAACACAACCACGUACCGAGCCAAACGUAUGGAGGUCCUGGUGAAUAUAGAAUCAUUUUCAAUUUUUUUUCAAACAGUUCGCGUGGCGGAGAACGGGAAUAAAUAGGCGUAGCCAUACAUACUUUAUUAACGUAAGCUGGCUUACAAGUUACAAUUUGAACUUUCAGACGUUUGCUGGUACCUUAUCCUGUUAAUAGGGAAGGUUCUUUAUUUAUAACAAAUGCUGUAGUUAUCGUUUAGUAUUGCUGCCCAGUAUUGCUGUUGUGUCUUACAAAUCAUAUUUUUAAACAGACUUGGGCAAAAUAAUGCGAAAGACAUGAGCAGUUAAAAAAAUAAAUAAGGAAAAGUGAGA
Molecule: messenger RNA, 3561 nt
Organism: Dendronephthya gigantea
Lineage: Eukaryota; Metazoa; Cnidaria; Anthozoa; Malacalcyonacea; Nephtheidae
Product: syndetin-like
Exons: 37
Coding region: 115-2979 (954 amino acids)
Biological process (GO): retrograde transport, endosome to Golgi; endocytic recycling
Cellular component (GO): EARP complex
Molecular function (GO): SNARE binding
Source: RefSeq, a predicted model, not a curated record